GCGUCCGCGGGCCUGUUUCAAUAACCCUCACUAAACGACAAAAAGUCACGUCGCGACAAAACAGUCCAUCUAUAAAAGCCCUCGAAUAUCCCUCCGACCGGCCGAUCUGAAAAACUCGCCUAGCAAAACCUUCCCCCACUCCACCAAGUUCCUAAAAAAUCGGCGAUCUUUUUCAACGAUGGGGAAUUGCAGAUCGUGCGAGACGACGUCCGUCGCGACGGCAAAGCUGAUACUCCACGAUGGGAAGCUGCAAGAGUUCCCGUACCCGGUGAAGGUCUCGCACGUGCUGCAGAGAGAUCCCACGUGCUUCAUAUGCGACUCCGACGAGAUGGGCCUCGACGACUUCGUGUCGGCGAUCGGCGGCGACGAGGAGUUGAAGCCGGGCCAGCUCUAUUUCGCGCUGCCGUUGAGCAGGUUAAGGCGGCCGCUGAAGGCGGAGGAGAUGGCGGCAUUGGCAGUGAAGGCCAGCUCGGCUCUGAUGGAGAGAGGAGUUGGGUGUGGUUGUCGACCGAAGAGGGUGAUGGUGGGCCCCACCGAUCCUUGUAGGAGAGAAGUCGAUCGUAGUGGGGCUCACGCUCGGGUGGGUGGGUUGGUAGUGGAGGAGAGGAAGAGACUGGAAAGGGUCAGUGGUCGUAAUUUCAAGGCGAAGUUGAGUGCUAUUCCAGAAUAGGUUUUUUUUUUUUUUUCCUUGAAAAUUGGAAUUUUGGGGUUUCAUUAGUUUGGGGGAGUGACGAUGGCUGUUUGUUUGAUACCAGUAUCUUGGGAAAAAAGAAAAGGAAAUGAUUAAGUAAUGAUUAAUUUUCUGAGCAUUCUAAUACAUAGAUUCUGUUUCAUCAUUGUUUGGAUAGCAUUAGCACGUGAAAAUCUUAUGCUGAGAGUAGCUAACUUCUCGUACUGGAGAAUCCACGCUACUAAAAUGUAUAAUAAUUACUUUAUGUAAAUUUCCCUUU
This is a messenger RNA of Magnolia sinica, 950 nucleotides long. RefSeq lists its product as uncharacterized. Bases 179 to 670 code for a protein of 163 amino acids. The record is from RefSeq and is a predicted model, not a curated record. The transcript has a single exon. NCBI's taxonomy places the organism in Eukaryota, Viridiplantae, Streptophyta, Magnoliopsida, Magnoliales, Magnoliaceae.